AGUUUGAUACCACCGCCUUCGCACAAGCGCCUUCACAGGUCUUUCGGAGAAUGCCAGCGCAUCCGUCACGGCCGCCACCGCGGUCGCAGUCGCAAGCCGUGUCGUCCUUUACCCCUGACGACGUGACGGCUUUCCGGCUGCGCCCCCUCGGAUACGUCGGCACCGUCUCUCCCUUCUCUGCCUCGGCGCCUGCCUCAGCGCCAGGCCCCUCCCACGCUCCUCCCCCGCCCCCGCUGCCGAUGCUGUUGGGUGCUUCGAGCAAAGCGACUGUUCCCCGACCCCACUCGAAGGUAGUAGGCGGCGAUGCCCAGUUGAGACACGCAGCAGCAGCAGCAACAGGCGCAACUGCACACUCUGCUUCGUACCCCGUCCCACACAGACGCAGGGGAGCAGGAGAAGACGAUAAAAGGGAAGGCAUCGGUGCGAUUCACGUCCCGAGAGCCGCCACUCCGUGUGUGUACGCAGCGUUGGUGCCAGCAGCCGUCGCCUCGCGCAGCCUGGUGGAGAGCACGACGCCGGCGUGUGAAGCUGCCGCAGAUCCCGACGCAGUCGCAACAGCAAUCGACACGGCCGGCGUGGUGGUAAACGUGUCUCGUCCUCCGCUCUGCGCUGAGGCCACGGCGCCGACAGAAGAUGCACGGCGGUUUCUUGCGCCAUCAUCGGGCACCAUUGUGGCACCGAACCUCAGCUCAGCUGAGGCGCAGGAGCUGUCCCGCUGGACACGCGACACCGCCACCGCAGCACGCGAUGCGAUAGUCACGGCCACCGCGACGCCGUCCAAAACUCCACGCAAGACGACGACGGUGGUGGCGGCGUCUGCGCUCGCACCCGUGGAGACGGAGGUGCUGCAUCACUGGUGGCGCGAGCGGCUCGGCGUGCGGCUGCAGCACCGCCACACGAAUGCCCUCUUCCGGGAGCUGGCCCACGUGCUGGAGAACGCCGUGCGUAGCAGCUUGACAGCCGAGGAGGCCUACUGGCAACAGCAGCGCUCGGAGACGCACGCGCGCGGCAUCAUCAGCAGCACCCCGGCGAACACCUUCGUGCCGGCUGGAAAGAUGGAGCCGCUGAUGCGGGCGGUGCAGCUCAUCCUGCACCAAUCUACGGUCUCCUUUGUGGAGGCGCAGCUGAGUCUCACACCGACGUCGCAGCCGCUGCUGACGGAGCACGACGGGGACGACGCUGGAGAUGGGGGCGGCGACGAUACAGAAGGGAAGCGUGAGGAGGAAGUCGAUGAACUCUCCCACGAGGAACGGGCGGAGGUGCUCCACACAACUCUGCGCGCCGAAAACGUACUCGUCCACGAGACGCAGACGGCGUCUUCGGUGCUGACCACUCCGUCCAUCAUCACGCUGCCGCCCGACUCCCUCGUUCCCCCUCCCGUCCUCCGCUUGGAAACGGCCGUCGGUGCCACCCUACUCGCCCGCAUCAUCGAGCAGGCGGAGCCGUGUACGCCCGGCAUGACCUUCGCCAAGCACCUCCUGCAUCAUUACAUCCUCCCGCACGUGUAUCUCGACUACCCUGCGUGGUUGGCAGUUCGGCCGCAAAUGGGCGGCCUCAGCGAGCAGGUCACCCACCUCUCCACCCUGCCCCUUCGCAUCCAGCGGCAGCGCGACGUCGUCGUGGCGGCCGCCCAGGCACAGGGCGACACGCGCUACUUGGAGGCCGUCGUACGUAGCUGGACGAUGCGGUCGUGGUUGCGUAGUGUCGCGCGGGAGCGGCAACGGGUGGCUCAGUGUGUCGCUUUGGAAGGCGUCUUCGAUCAUCUGCAGGGUCAGCUGCGGCGGCAGUGCUGCUUCGCGCAGUGGCAGCGACGCAUGCGGUGUCGGCAGCAGCAGCGGCUGGAGACGAGGAUGGAGACGGAUUACCUGCGGUUUCUCUCGGGCUCGCAGGCGACGGCGGGAUUAGAUGGGGUGUCGAAGAUAUCCACCGGCGUUGCUAGCAGUCCUCCUGCGGGAUUUCUCACGUGGACCUCGCCGCCCGCUCUCCUCACCUCUCGCCCGGCAGGGGUGACGGGGCCAGUGCGGGGCCACGACGGCAUCAACGUCGCCAGUAGUGCCCGCUCCCUCCCUUUCUCCAACUCGAUGGCCACCCACCACCACCGCCACUCCUCCAUGAGCUGCAAGAAGAAGGGCGCGGGGCACAGCCGGGUGUACCUUUCUUUUCUGCGCCAGCGGGCAAGCAGCUCCCGCCCAGCAUCCCCACCCUCCGACGCACCACUCGGCGCAGACGCCGCUGUGGAGGGGGCCGAGAUGGCGGUGGAACGAUUUGUGGUCCGCAACUCCGACAGCGACAUGGAGGAGGUGGACGCGGACUUCGCGGCGGCAGCGGAGGCCGGAGAGGAGGACGAUAUUAAGGGACCUCGCAUCAAGAAGUUUGGCCUCGCGGCCAGCGCGGCGAGCAUCCGAAGCGGUGGCGGGACGUCACUCAUGUACCUCGAAGCACCCCGGUCUAUGGACGAUGGCGCGUCUCCCACGUUUGUUGACGUCGGCAACGACUCCGCCGCAGUGUCGGCGCGCACAGACGAAGCUGAAAUGACAACGACGGCCGUCACCACCGCAGCGCCGCCCACGAUCUUUUUUACCAUGAUGGCGAAGCUGCAAGAGAUGGAGGAGGUGAACACGUACCUGCGCAGGGAGCUCGCCGUGCACUCGCGACGCCUGCGGAAGGCGGAGGCCAGCAACAACGGUCUGCGGCAGCGCAACACCGAACUGACGGAUAUCACGCUGCGUCUGGCGCGCGAGAAACUGGAGGCGUGCAACGCGGCGCAAAAGAGCAACGCGAUCAUUACCUCAAAGAAUCGGCAGAUACGCCAGCUGCGCUCGCGGCUGCGCGCACACCGGCAUCGGCCGUGGCAGCAGGAGGUGAUGCGGCUGGUGGGAGACAUUUGCGCCGUCUCGACAGCAGCGUCUGAGCGGUCCGAUGAGGUGCGGGUCCGUCAGGAUCGGUUUGGCUUCUCAGAGACGGAGGUCGCGCAGCGCGCCGGUGCUGGUGCUGGUGGUGCGCAGACGGCAUCGGAUGGAUUAGCCAAGGUAAGCGACACCAGCGAUCAAGCCGCGCAGCAGCAGCAACAGCAACAGCAGACCACCACGUCGUCAACGGUGGCGACGGCCAGCCCCACCGUGCCGGUCGAUGCGCCGAACGAGGAGGACCGUCUUUUUGGCCGCAUCGCGCCGAUUGUGCUGCACUCCACCAAGCAGCUGCCCGAGGCACGCGUCAUACUGGUGGACUGGGCGAACAGCUGCCUCGAUGACCUGCAGCUCCUCGACGACCUCCACGGCGGUGCCCUCUCGGCCCGCUUCGGCAGCUUCGGGGAGGAGAUUCGCAACGGGAUCCUCAUCAGCCGCCUGCUGUACUACCUGGCCCUGCCUCGCUACCGUGCCCAGACGUCGGCCGCAGCCGCCUCGGUCGACGUCUCGAAGGCGAACGCCAUGAUGCAAGACGCGGAGGAGAGCCAGGCGGCGAUCGGCAACUGGACCGGAAUGGACCCGCGGCGGCAGCUGCUGGAGGGGCAGGGCGUGCAGCUCGACCCGCCCUACCCCGUGUACGAGGACUGCUUCAAGGAUAUUCUGGCCCAGUCCCCGGUGGAUCGCAUGCUGCAGCUGCUGGCUUUUGCGACGGAGCUUAUGACGAGUCAGGCGGGGGAUCCGGUGAGUCUCUCAGGCGACGCGAACCCCUUGGAAUACGUGUCCGCCGCCAUGAGCACGACAACGGUGACAGUGACGAACACCAACACGAGUACCGUCAAGGACAAGGCAGCGGCUGUCACAGCGGAAAAGGCCGGCGACACGGCUGAAAAGAAAGGGAAAGAGGUGGCCGCAGCAGCAGCCAGCACUACUUUGUCGUCUUCUACGGCGGCGGUGCCCACGCCGCCAUCCUCGCAGCCGGCCGUUCCCAUUCCCCUCCACUCCGUCGUGGACCCGUACGCCCUCGCACGCGGCGAAUCGAGCGCCGUCGUCACGCUCAUCGCCCUUCUCUACGUCCGCUUUGCCCACCCCUUCCAUCACAAAAGCCGCCGCAGCGCCAAGCAGGAGCGACGGAUGCUGCUGCAGCUGUGGAGCAACGGGGACGCGACGGCUGAGGAGUUGGCCGGACCGCGGGAGGAGGGCGGUCGGGAGCGCCGAGACAGCGGUCACUCGGAUGCGUCGCUGAUUUCGUUUGUGCAAACAGGGGAGGACGAGGAGGAGAGGGCAGGAGGAGGAGGAGGAGGGAAGGACGCGGACGCACACAAGACGGGGGCGGAGGAGGAGGGCAACGCGGCCGCCCGGCGUUCACCGUCGGUGGACGCGGCGAACGACAAAGCAGCAGCAGAAGCGGCGGCGGAGGGCACCUUCUCCAUUGAGGCGGAAAUGCUGCGGCAGCUGGCGCCGGAAGACAAGACGCCGUGGCAGCUGUUCCGUGAGCGCUGCUUGCCCGUCUUCGGCACCCAGGCCCACCCCUUUCUUCUCCGUGGCGGCUUCUGGCCGGCGGAGGCGUUCGACACGCCAGAGCUGGCGGCGAUGCUCGGCGCCCUCGCCAUGGCCCUCCACCGCUCCUUGCAGCUGCACCGCUGGCACGUGACGCUGAGCUGCUUGGUGCCAGUCCGCACCUACAGUGGACUCAGUCGCGGUGUCUUCACGGGGCCAAACGCAUCCCCGGCGGCGCUGCAGCUGGGACUGCGGCAGGAUGGUCAGGAGCUGCUGUGCUUGGACUUCCCCCUCGUACGGCGCCGCAUCGAUGCCCGUCAGAAACAAUUUGAGGGUGCCGCUGCGGCUGCCGUUGCCGCUGGCUCGCCCGUCAACUCCCCCCUGCGCAGAGGGGCUCCCUCCGCGCUGUCCCCCGCUGCAACGUCGUCUCCGUUGUACACGCCGGGCCCGGCGCAGGACGAAAUUCGCGCCCUCUUAGAGGCCGUGACGAGUGUGUGGCAAGAGGAUUUGUUGUCUCUCUUCACCCAGCGGGCCACGCUUUCCCCGCAGCUCGCCCUUCCCAUCCUCGACCUCGGCGGCUGGCGGUUGCUGUGUGGGGAUCUGGGUCUCAUCGACCUCUCCAGCCUGGAGGACGACGAGGCUGACGGCGGCGGUGGUGGUGGUGGUGGCGGUGGUCCGAGUGAAGCGCCGAAGCAGCUCAGCCUGCCCAUCGCCUCCGCCUUGUCGAUGAUGCAGCGAAACGCGUUGGACAUCGAGAUCGUGACGGUGAUUUUCCAAAAGGCCGUCAUGGCGGUGGCGCAGGAGCGCGAUGAGGUGGACCCUUCCGUGUUCAGCACCUUGCCGCGCGGUCAGCACCUGCACGAACUGCCCUCAUCACAGCAGCAGCCGCUGCGGGCAAAUGUUUCGAUGGAGUACGUGUUAGGCACCUCUGCCCUCGCGCCGCUGCAGUCCGGCGCCAGCGCGGAGCUCAACAACUUCGGUGUCGACAGCAGCGGCAGACUGCUACGCGCCCCGCACGGCACGGGCGAUCACGUGGCGGUGCCGGACAUUCAAAUCGAUAUGACGUACGCCGCCUUUGUGCUGGCCCUCGCGCUGCUGGCAGAUGUGCUUUUCCCCGGCUCGUACGUUCCCCGUAUCGUCGCCGUGUCGAACACCCCGCUCGUGGUGCCGCGCCACGACGACAGCAACAGAAAGGCGGAGAAGGUCGCCACGCCGAAGGAUGGCAACGCCGCCGUCUUGGACCCGACGGACGCCCCGCCCAACUCCUUCGCUCUUCAGUACUGCUCCCUGCCCAUGGCCUUUGCGGAGAUGAUGCGCUGCGUCGUCCUGACCAGCCCCCUCGUCGCACUUCGGCCGAACGACCCACGCAGUAUUCUGCGCCGCCUCACGUGCGGCCUGCCCACGCAGAUGGUCCUGCACCGACACGCGCCGGCCCUCCUGCUUGUUUUCCAAGCCUACAGCAGGGACAUCUUUGGAGUCGAAGGUCUGCUGCGGGAGGAUCUGCUGCGGCUGCUGCGCGAUGCCAUGCUGACGAAUGCAGAGCUAACGCAGUACUUGGUAUUCGACCUCUUCGCGAGCUGCAGCGUGCUGCGGCACGCCAACGAGGAGGUGGCCGUCGGCAUGCGCCGCGACGUGGAUGGUCGCAUGCGGCCGGACGCCGCCGCGGUCGCGACCACACGAAAGCCAGGCUACCGUGCCGUGCGCAUCGUGGACCCCAGCUCGGCCGUCGACAACUCUGCCGCAGCGGCGGCGCAGCGCAAACGCGCCUUCGUGCUCACCUUCGAAGGUUUCUGCGACCUGAUGUGUGUGUUGUGCGGCUUUAAGCAGCCGAACGUGUUUGUGCCGUUUGAGGAGCGACUGGCCAUCUUUCUGCGGCGCUCGCUGCUGCGGCCGCUGACGCACACGGUGGCGGGGCUCGGUGCGUUGCUGGCGCAGUCGCAGUCCGCGCAGGAUGCUCCUGGCAGAGAUGCAGCGCCCAGCCCAGAUGUGCCGGCGGUCGCGCGGGCCGGGCGAGCGGGGCGGUGA
Messenger RNA from Leptomonas pyrrhocoris, 6428 nucleotides. RefSeq lists its product as hypothetical. NCBI's taxonomy places the organism in Eukaryota, Euglenozoa, Kinetoplastea, Trypanosomatida, Trypanosomatidae. The coding region runs from base 51 to 6428 and encodes 2125 amino acids. The record is from RefSeq and is a predicted model, not a curated record. The transcript has a single exon.